Molecule: messenger RNA, 2301 nt
Organism: Aedes aegypti (yellow fever mosquito)
Lineage: Eukaryota; Metazoa; Arthropoda; Insecta; Diptera; Culicidae
Gene: CkIIbeta
Product: casein kinase II subunit beta
Exons: 7
Coding region: 243-884 (213 amino acids)
Cellular component (GO): protein kinase CK2 complex; cytoplasm
Molecular function (GO): protein kinase regulator activity
Source: RefSeq, a predicted model, not a curated record
ACUUGACAAGCCAGCGCCAUCAUCGACGAGAGAGCGAAGAAGCAAAAGCAAGCAUUCUCCCGGGCGCACUACACACCACACACAUCUCGCAUCUCGCCUACUUCGUUCGUUCGUUCAGCACUGGCAGUGGUGUUGUACCGUACAGUGUGAACCACGGUUCGAGUUUCGAUUGAUUUUUUUCGUAUUUUUUAUUUCUUCAAGAUUUAAUCAUAAGCGUGGCUAGCCAGGGAAUAAAAAGGAAAAUGAGUAGCUCCGAGGAGGUUUCUUGGAUUUCUUGGUUCUGCGGACUUCGUGGCAAUGAAUUCUUCUGUGAGGUGGACGAGGACUACAUUCAGGAUAAGUUCAAUUUGACCGGACUGAAUGAACAGGUACCGAACUACAGACAGGCCCUCGAUAUGAUAUUGGAUCUGGAACCCGAGGAUGAGAUAGACGACAACCCGAACCAGUCCGAUCUGAUCGAGCAGGCGGCCGAGAUGCUGUACGGUUUGAUCCACGCUAGGUAUAUCCUUACCAAUCGCGGCAUAGCUCAAAUGAUAGAGAAAUAUCAAAGCGGCGACUUUGGCCACUGCCCGCGGGUGUAUUGCGAGAGCCAACCGAUGCUUCCAUUAGGUCUAUCCGAUGUGCCCGGCGAGGCGAUGGUGAAAAACUACUGUCCCAAGUGCAUCGACGUCUACACACCAAAGUCCUCGAGACACCAUCACACGGACGGUGCCUACUUCGGCACCGGAUUCCCGCACAUGCUGUUCAUGGUACAUCCAGAGUAUCGCCCGAAACGUCCCGCCAACCAGUUCGUGCCGCGUUUGUACGGCUUCAAAAUCCAUUCGUUAGCGUAUCAAAUUCAACUGCAGGCUGCUGCCAACUUUAAAGCACCGAUGCGAGGGUGAAGUGCUCGGCGAAGGUCAUCGACAACUGAGUUGCCGACAACUGGGUCAACGAGAAAAUUGUUUGAUCAAAAUCAACAGAAGAAGUGACCACAAACAUCCCUACAUCCCCCGAUACAAAAAAAAAAAACCGACACCCAACAAGUACACGCGACAACGCCACGGAGAUCAAGUUGAGCAGAAGAUGGAUGAGAAGGCGACAACCUCGACAUCAAACAAUAAGAGAGAUCCGCAGCAUUAGCCAAGAGGGAAAAGUAAUACCACAUAAGAACAAAAACUACGGAACAAGCAGUUGAAGAAUAUCAAACAAAAACGCGAUAACGUAAAACAUACUAAAAGAAAGUAAUAGGACAAAAAACAAAAUUUCUAGAUAAAUCAGUAAGUCAUUGAACAAAAAAAGAGCAUGUUAGCGAAUAAAAAGUAACCAAUUGUACAUCCCCCAAACCACCAAAUCCAAAAAAAAAAAACAAGAAUGCGCAUUUCGCAUCGUAGAACAUGGCAUACUGUAGCAUUAGGUCCAAAAACCAUCCUUCUUGUCUUUUAGCGGAAAAGGAGAGUACCAUUCAUUGAUCAAUCAGAGUAAACAUGAAAACGAAGAAUGUUGUCAUUUUUUCUAACAAAAAGAAUUGGAAUUUAUUGCUAGGAUGAAGCCGGGACGAAGCGGAAUUUUUUGAAACGUUGUAAGACCAUUCAGUGAAGUUGUGUAUUUGAAAAGAUAAACCAACAAAUACAUAGAAACUAAAAAAAAAAACAAUAUUAGAUCUUAGCGUGAUUUGAAACUUGUUGCAACAAACAGGAACUAAAACAAGCAAACAAACGGAGGAAAUAUACACCAGGGUUGAAGAACAGCAGCAGACGAAAAAAGAACCUCUCUCUUUUCUUCUCUUCCUACUUAGAUAGGCCACUAAAGCGGACGUACGUUAGCGAGAGUCACUUUUUUGAGAAGAACAUCGGGUACUGCGGUAACGAACGGACAUUCUACUGAGAGAGUUGUCCACCUCUCAUUUUUAACCCAUUUGUAUAUUUUUUCUCGCUGACAAGAGGGAGAAACACUAAAAUCGAGUUAGUCCUAAUAGGGGUUGCAUAAGAGAAAUAAAAAUACAUCAACAACAUCAACAAGAAAACAUCAUUUUACACCGGAAGACCCUUUUCCUUUUUAUUGCCCUUCAGAAAAAGAAACAGAGAGAAAAAGCGGAAGCCUUGUUUGUAUAGCUUAGUAGCGAAAGUGAGCAGUAAGAUUAGUUUUUCUCAGUUUCCAGUUGUCGUUUAGUUACAUUCUGCAAAACAAAACGGUGGGAAAUAUUAAAUCUAUCAAAUUGUAUCAUAUUACUUAGCUAACGAAAAAAAAGAAAAACGAAGAAUAAGAAGAACAACAUCAAGAAUGCGGUGAAUCCACUUAGUCACAGGAGGUGACAUUGAA